Molecule: messenger RNA, 1028 nt
Organism: Pocillopora damicornis (cauliflower coral)
Lineage: Eukaryota; Metazoa; Cnidaria; Anthozoa; Scleractinia; Pocilloporidae
Product: RNA demethylase ALKBH7, mitochondrial
Biological process (GO): DNA damage response; fatty acid metabolic process
Cellular component (GO): mitochondrial matrix
Source: RefSeq, a predicted model, not a curated record
UCAGCGGUUACUUCAGAAGCCAAUAUGGCGGACAAGAAGGUAUUGAAUUUGUGUAAGUCACUAUUUUCAUCCAGUUCUUCUUCCAUUAAUGCAAAAUUUUUCAGAUAUUUCACGAGAUAUCUCUCGAGUACAGCUACUAAUCUGAACGAAGAGAACAGGAUCUGUUUUGUUACUGAUGGGUGUAGUACCGAAGAGUUGGAGACAGUGCAAGAUUUAGUUGUCGGUAAUUUAGAAGUUUGUGGAAAUUUCAUUUCCGAAGAAGAGCAAACUUUACUGUUGAAGGAGAUCGAACCAUAUUUGAAGAGACAAAAGUAUCAAUAUGAUCACUGGGACAAUGCAAUCCAUGGAUAUAGAGAAACAGAAAAGUCAAGAUGGAGUCAAGAGUGUUUGUCAGUUUUCCAGAGAAUUCGAGAUGUUGCAUUCAGGCCUGGCAUGGAACUCUUGCCCCAUGUUCAUGCAUUAGAUCUAGCUAAAAACGGGUACAUUAAACCCCACAUUGACAGCAUUAAGUUUUGUGGAGCAAUAAUAUCUGGCCUUAGUCUACUGUCACCUUCAGUUAUGAGAUUUAAACAUGACAAGCUUUGCAAUGUCAAAGUUGAUACCCUUCUCCAGCCAAGAUCACUCUAUAUCAUAAGAGAUGCUGUAAGGUAUGAAUUUACCCAUGAAAUAUUGAAAGAAGAAGAAUCUGUUUGGAGAGGAAAGACUGUGCCUAGAGACAGAAGAAUAUCAUUAGUCCUCAGAUGUCAACCCUAGCAUUAAUCAAUCAUCUUUUUUAAAUGGCUAUGUUCUAGAUCCAUUUAUUCAUAAUGCUAAUAUCUAAUUAUUUAAAAAAUAUACUAUACAUAUUUUCACUGCCAUUUUUCUCUGCUGAGAAUAAAAAUUGAAUGAAUAAUUAGGGCAAACAUUUAGAUAAUACAUUAUUUUAAAUCAACAUGUGCAACAUUUCAGAACGGUGAGCCCAUAUUUAGAAGUCUACUGUAGAGUUUCCUCAUUGCAUGAAAACAUUAAAAACAUUCACUGCAAACUGA